This is a messenger RNA of Chelmon rostratus (copperband butterflyfish), 2716 nucleotides long. RefSeq names its product CKLF-like MARVEL transmembrane domain containing 7 (gene cmtm7). Gene Ontology annotation, cellular component: membrane. The record is from RefSeq and is a predicted model, not a curated record. The coding region runs from base 20 to 505 and encodes 161 amino acids. The transcript is spliced from 5 exons. Lineage: Eukaryota; Metazoa; Chordata; Actinopteri; Chaetodontiformes; Chaetodontidae.
GCGCUGAUUGACCGCCAACAUGUCGCACACCGUCAUCACCACAACGACAACAAACACCAGGACGUCCGGGGACGGGGUCCUGAACGUGGGCUACUGCUUCACCAUCCCGGGACUGCUGAAGAUCGGACAGAUGGUUGCCCUGCUCAUCGCCUUCCUGUGCGUCUACUGUGCUCGCGGUUGGCCCAGCUGGGCGGCCUUCCAGUACUUCGAGGUGGUGACGCUGUGGUUCCUCAUCGCCCUCGUCAUCUUCUUCCUCAUGCACCUGUUCAGGCUGCAGGGAAAGAUGCCCUGCAUCAACUGGCCGCUGACGGAGUUCUUUCACUACUCCGUCGGGACCGUCCUCAUUUUCAUCGCCUCCAUCGUCGCCGCUGUGAAGGCCGGAGGAGUUUCGGCGCUGGUGGCCGCUUCGGUGCUCGGGUUCAUAGCAACAUUCCUGAUGGCCGUCAGUUUGUGGACGUCUUACAGUGUGACCUGUGGCGCUCAUCAGACAGGUGCAGCAGUGUAAUAAGCUAAAGGUCACGAAGGUGGUCAAUUUUCUCCCUAGCAACCACCUGGAUAAUUAACCUGAUUGGAUAAUAAUUCAUACUGCAGAGGUAAUGUAACAGCUGACCCAGGACCAGCCAUUGUUUUCUGAAACAUCAGUAUCUCUGAUCAUCACAGUAAAAACGUGACAGGGCAGUAGUUACAGUAUCUCUCAGAUGUCCAGAAAUUUUUUUUUCCAUCAAACCUCUAAAGUCACAUUUUCAUGUUAAAGGUGCUCAGCGUCACAUUUUCAUCAUCAGUGUGUCCGUAACACAUCUGAUGGAUUCAGUAUCAGCGAACGACACUGCGCUGCAAACAAUCAGUCACGUGUUUUUUCGAGAAGCCGAAGUUGUGUUUCCUCUGAAGGAACAGCGCCCUCCUCCUGUUGUGUGCCAUAAAACCAUCCAGACGAUCACAAGUCUGAUGCAGCCGCAGUCAUUCGUCUGUGUCCUCGGUGGUUUACGGUAGCUAGCUCGAUUUGUUCGGUUUGUUCUCAAACACCUCAUCCAUUCCAACUUUUUUCAUUGCUCCAGCUCAGUAAAAGCAGUCUGGACCAUGUUUUCAACUUUAAGAUUACUUUAAAAUGCCCCGCAAGGAAACGAUGCAUAGGCUAGUAUAGCCCUCUCUGCCUGCUAUGCUAAUAUUUGCUAGCACACUUAAAUAUUAGUGUCCAAAUCGUUUCCUCAUUCUAGUGUGCUAACAAAUAUUACCGAGCCAAUAUUUCACAGAAAAUAUCUUGCAUGCUAAUGACUUUGUUAGCAUGCUAAAACAUUACUCAGGGGCUACUACUUACGUGUGCUAAAAAACAAUAGCAUGCCAAAAUUUGUGUGAAUUGAACUGGAAACAUUAGCAUGCUAACAACGCAAGCACAAAAACCAAGAAAAACUGCUGUGUCUCCAUUAAUACAAAAGAAGUCUGGUGAUAGGAUGUAUUUUUGUUGUUGUCAACAAAUCCCAUGUGCAGGUAGCAGGUGUGACCGGAAUACUACAGCACCAAAUGUGGAUUAAUCCGCCACUGAAAAUAGUCCCCGACAAAUGCUUCAUUUCCUGCUGUUUGCUUGAUAAACUUUACGAGCAGCUGUUUGAGGAAAUUACUGAACCUUUUUAAAAACUUAAUCUGAGGUGUUUUUAAAGCUUUACAUCAGUAGGAACCAAUGAGCUUGGAGCUGAGAGCCACAGACAGGAAGUCAGACAUGUUGUUGGUUUAAUUCUGCACAAGAGAUUUGUUAACAAGAAGAAAAACUUAGAAUAAGUGAUAUCCUACAAACAGUAAUGUAACUACUGUGUUGAAAAGAGGAAGCGUUGAAUAAUUUCUCAUGUUAAUGGUAAAAUUGCCGUUAAAUUUGACAAACAUGAACCAAGUGGGGCACAAACUCCCAUGAAGCGUCACAUUAACCACGAACACGUAUCGGACGACUGUUCUUCUCGCCGCCGGAGGCGACUGGCUUUGGUGCUCUUCAAAAACAAACUGUUCACCAUUUGAAUUUGGAUUCAGUCUGGAUUUCAUGCAGAGAAAGCACAUCAGGAACAGCUGCAUGACGCCAAGAAGGACAGCAGAGUCCACGUUUAACCAAAAGGUGAUGAUCUCCGAGUCUGGAGGGGCCUCGUACGGUCCAGGAUCGCCGGUCUGGAAAUCUGCUCGCACACACACACACAGAUAUUAUUAAUAAAGAUUAAUAAAGGGUAGAAUAAAACCAAAAUGUUUUUACGAUAAUAAAUCGUACAUGUGGACUAAAAACACUCAGAUGAAUAAAACAUGGCUAUAAAUUAUUAAACACACAUGAUUUAAUAAAUGAUUUUUAAAGGCUACAUACAGGUUAAUAAACUGUAUCCAUGAAAAAACAAUAAAACCUAUGCAUGCAUUUCUAAAACAUGCGUACAGAUUAAUGUACUUUCAACAUAAUUAAAAUUGCUCAGUAAACACCGUGCAGAUAAAAACUCAAGCAUGAAUAAAUUUGAGGUCAUGAGUGUGCAUCUGGCUUUCAGAUUGAAAAUGUUGAUCUGAAAACGCUUUGAAAUAAUGCAGCAUUAACCGUCACAGCAGAUAAAUGAAGGCACAGACUAACAACUGGCCUCAGAAAAACAGUGAACAUGCGACAAAUAUCCAGUUAGUUGCACUUAAAGGAUAACUUUGGUUUUUUACAACCUGGACCUUAUUUGUAGCAUUAAAUACGACCAUUUACUCCCCCAGACAA